Molecule: messenger RNA, 1674 nt
Organism: Rhineura floridana
Lineage: Eukaryota; Metazoa; Chordata; Lepidosauria; Squamata; Rhineuridae
Gene: MAB21L3
Product: mab-21 like 3
Source: RefSeq, a predicted model, not a curated record
UUGUGGCACUUAGCAAUGGCUGGGAAAGUGCUCUGGUUUUAAUAAAAGACCAGAGUUUUCUAAAAUUCUGUAUCGGCAUAUGUUAGGGCUGUCAUUUAAAAAUGCAAACAGCCAAGCCACUUUUUAAAGAGGGGCAAGAUGGGGAAUGUCCUCAAGGGCUAAGUUGGGGGUGAGAAUUAUAAUGCAGAACAGAAAGAAGUAUUGCUUUUCUUCUCUAUUUGCAGGAAAACCAAGAUUUAUUUAUUUUUUAGCUAGAGACAAGAAAAUUACAGAUGAAAAAGCCAGCAAAAACAAAGGAUUUUCCUUGGAGAUACAUAGAAGACAAGUCCUUACCAUGAAACCACUCACUGAAGAGGCUGUAGAACAAUACAUCCAGAAUAAGGUGGUCCUGAGGCACCGAGUGGUGGCCAAAACUGUGGAUGAAGUGCAAAAAAUCAUACAGCAGAUAACUACAGAAAUUAGCAACAAGGACUCUCGUUUCCAGGCGAUUUCCAGCUCUGGGAUUCAUAAUGAGAACAUAAAGGUGUUAUCACCCAACCAGUUCUUCAUCACUGUUCCCUUGGUUGGCCUGUCUGGAUACAAAGAGGGCCAGAUACGGCACUGGCGCUACUACACAACACAUGGAGCGAAGCUUCUGUCUCCUGUCAGGGACCCAGACGAACUGCAGCAGUGGCUGGAAGUGGAGCAGUUCUCCAAGAGCCUCCAGCAGUGGCAUAAGGCAGAUGUGAAUAUUGAGGGGGACCUCGUGCCUGCCAAAGUCCUGGCUGUCUUCCGAGACCUUGUGGAGAAAUCAAUCAUAUCUUCCAAUCUCAUGGAUAAAGUCAGCAUUUUAGAAGGCUUCAGCCCAGUGGUUCGUGUUGCUGUUGAGACUCCUGAUUUCCAGGUUGAGGUUGAACUGGCUCCAGCUAUUGAGAUCCCAACUUGUUGGCCUCGGAAAAUCAAGUGGCCCCGAUGUUUCAAGUGCUGGCCUUGCCAGGAAAAAGUGCAGUGCGUUAAGUCUUUUGGCUUUGACCUCUUGGCCUCUUCCAAUUACCACUGGUACCUGAGCUUCUCACGAGCUGAACACAUACUGAUGAAGGGACUUGAUGAGGACGGUGGCUGCCGCAUGAUGUGCUUCCGGGUUAUGAGGCAGAUGAAGGAAGAUGUCUGGUGUGCAAGAAAUAAGCCAUUCCUCACAUCUUUUCACCUACAGAUGGUACUUUUUUGGACCUGUGAGAAGUACCCUUACUCCAAGGACUGGUCCUGUUUCCGCAAAGGCUUCCUACGGAUGGUCCGGAAGUUGCACAAGUGUGUAAGCCAGCACUUCCUGAAGCAUUACUUCAUCAAAAACACCAAUCUGCUGAAAUAUGCCAACACCAAUGACCUGGAUAUGGUGGCAGGCAAGCUGGCUGUCUUCUUGGAAAACCCUGUGCUUCCUCUAGAUUGAGAGGAAUGGAUAUGCAGGUUCCUGAGCUAGGGUUUGCCCUGUUCCUUAGUUCUUCUGUGUGGCUAUCCCUUCAGGUGAUGAGCAGUGAGGACAGAGGCAAAUAGACAACAUCCAGAAGCAAACUCUUGCAUUCUGCCUCCCCAUGAUUAAUUUCCUUAAUUGGUACCUUUUUACUCUGGAGCCAGGCAGUCUUUUUCAAAUCUCCCACGAACAGAAAACGUACAAGUUAUUGAGCAAAGGAGAGUGGG